Lolium rigidum is the source of this 933-nucleotide messenger RNA. RefSeq lists its product as uncharacterized. NCBI's taxonomy places the organism in Eukaryota, Viridiplantae, Streptophyta, Magnoliopsida, Poales, Poaceae. The transcript is spliced from 4 exons. The record is from RefSeq and is a predicted model, not a curated record. Bases 88 to 588 code for a protein of 166 amino acids.
CUUACUCGCUGCUUCCGCGAGGGGACGCGGAGGCGCGGUGCCUCCCGGCUCCCACGACGACGACGGCCGCCUUCUCUCCGUUUUAUCAUGGAUCCCAACAUAAAGCAGCUUCAAGAGGCUCUGGUUGACAUAGAAACAGACGCAGAACAACUUCUGCUGGCAAGGCAUCAGAUAGUGGAGAUUGAUAGGACGAGGAAUGCUAACAGGGAGGCCCUGACUGCCCUCCGAAAAAGAGCCAGGACAACUAAAACUAGCGUGCCAUCUCCAUUUGAGAUCAUAAUGAAAGAGAUGGAAGGAACCUCCGGCAAACAGCUAGUAAAGGAGAUAUGUCCAACUUGUGGAAACCAUGACCCCAAAGAACAUACUUGGUUAACGUUUCCGGGGUCUGAUAUUUUUUCUCGUGUUCCAUUUCAUGUAGCGCACACAGUUCUGGAUAAAGAUCAAGAACUUCUAGACUACGACACCAAGAAGCUGCAAAGCUUUGUCAAGGAGAAAUCAUUUGUGAUCUGCGAGAAAGGUGCCCUCGCGGACAAAAUCAGCCCAGGCAUCGUGAAAUCCCUCGUCAGUCUUACAGAUAAACCUAGUUAGGCACAUGUGACAAGGUCAGCGAAUCAUGUUCACAGUGCACAGGGACUCUGACAUGGCGUGAAAUGAAGCUUCUGCUGGGUUCACCAAUGUGUUUGUUAACGAGUCCAAUGUUUUACCUGCAUCUUGGUUUUGCUGUGCUGUGAGAUUACGCUGCUACUGAUGAGAAGAGUAGGCAAACUGGAGUCCUGAACCUGUACCUAUUUCAAAUGAGAAUCCAAGUAGUCUGGCUGCAAAUUCCAUGUGCGACAUUGCAAGUUGUGUUAAGAUGGGAUUUUUUUUCUUCUGUAUACUUAGUUCUGAACCGAACCUGUCUUCCCAUAUUCUAUCUAAGGUUUAAGCAGUUAA